AUGGCUUUAAUGCCAAUUGUUAAAGUAGUCGAUCUAUAUCGUCACGAAUUGUUUGAUAAUGGUUUUGGUAUUGAAUGGAUGGACGACAGUGACGAUGAACCAAGGAAAAUCAUUACCGAAGAAACAACAAAUGAGCAUGAUUCACAAAAUAAUGAUAAUCAUGUCAAUGGAAGACAUUCGCGAUCGAUUAUUACCGUUCGGUCAAUUGAUAAUAAAGCGACAUGUCUUCCUGCACAUAUCUGGAGAUCACUUGCUAAGAUUGUACCCGGUGAUGUUGUCGUCGAAUUAAAUGGCGUGAGUACAGCCGGACAAACAGUUGCUGAGUUUGAAAAAAAUCUCAAACUAUCCGGUAAUCGAAUUCGCAUACGAUUAAAGUCAGACAAUAGUGGUUAUUCAUCAACUACUCUAACUGGUACGACUUGGCAUUCGCCAUCAUCACACAACAACGAACAUUCGACUGACAAUAAGAUCUUAACCAACGGUCACUCACACAUUCGGUCAACAAUCAAUAAUCAUUCAAUGACAAAUGGAUACAAUAGUUCAACAAAAAGUCGUUCGUGUGAAAACAAUCUCGAUACAUGCGGUCGAAAAGUAUCGGAUGAGUUAGCAUCGUCAUCGUCAUCAUUAAUUGAUUUACCUACUCCAAUCGCCAACGGUAACACUGAUUACGACAAUCUCGCUACUGUCAAUGGUCAUGAGGAAGUCAAUGGCGAAAGUACAAUAAUUCGACCGCCAAUUACGAGAAUAUCCGUACAACCUCAAUCACCCAUAUCCGGCGGACUUGAUCAAAAAACGAAAGAUGAAAUUGAUGCGCGAUUAAAAGAUAUUGACGAUGAAUUCGAAUUCAAUAUUCCAGUUACUGCGGAAACAGUUAAUAAAUCAGUUGACUUGCCUUCAGCAAGACGAUUAGCAAAACGUCUUUAUUCAUUAGAUGGAUUCAAAUCAACCGACGUGAUGCGACAUUUAUGUAAAAGAACUCUUGCUUCCGACGAUUAUAAUGACGUUCGCCUAGGUGGUCAUGGAACAUUACAUGGUUACAGCAAUAUUGUUAAUCCAUUUUUAGAAAUUCCCGAUACCAGUAAAAGUAUUGAAUACAUGCAGGGUUAUCUUAUGCGCAAAUGUUGUGUCGAGUCCGAUGGAAAACGAACUCGAUUUCUACGUCGUGGAUGGAAAGCAUAUUACGCCAGUUUACGUGAUAUGGUUCUCUAUUUGCAUAAAAAUGAUCAACAACCUACAGCGAUCUUGAUUGGUGAUACAAAUGCUAUACGUUUACAUCAUGCAUUCGCUCAAGAAGCGGUGGAUUAUCGUAAACGACAGCAUGUUUUUCGUUUGAAAACGUCCGAUUGGGGAGAAUAUCUUUUUCAAACAAGUGAUCGUGAUCUCAUGAAUCAAUGGAUCGAUACGAUAAAUUUAGUUGCCGCAUCGUUUUCCUCUCCACCGUUACCAGCAGCUAUUGAUUCAGUCUCAUUGCGUUUUCAACGUCCGCUUUUGCCAAGCGUCCAAACACGUUAUUCGAUCUUUGAACAAUAUGAUUUUAUUGUACAUCAAAUCAACGAAUUAAGUAAACAAUUAAAUGAUUUGAGAAUUCAAUCGUAUGCAAAUAAUACAAUUAAUGGUGAUAUUAAACAAAUAAAAGCAUGUGAUAUGAUUGAAAAUAAAGAUAAAAUCGAUUAUCUUCAAUACGAAUUACAACGAUAUGAAGCAUAUGCGGAUCGUCUACGUCGACAUUUUCAACAACUACAAAUUGAUCAUUCAUCUUUGAAAACUAAUCUUCAUGAUCAUCAACAACAUCAUAGUUUUAUUGGACCUAUCGAAGCGUUCUUGGGCCUUAAUUCUCCUCAACAACAAACAUCUGUUAGUUAUAAAAAAAGUUCGCAAUCAGCCAAUAUUGCUUUAGCAAAUGCGAAUCGCUACAGUUAUAUGAUGGCUGUUAAUACACAUCCUGUAGCCAUCAAAGAACAUCGAUUAUAA
This is a messenger RNA of Adineta ricciae, 1971 nucleotides long. The record is from the annotation of a GenBank genome assembly. NCBI's taxonomy places the organism in Eukaryota, Metazoa, Rotifera, Eurotatoria, Adinetida, Adinetidae.